Messenger RNA from Trichomonas vaginalis G3, 510 nucleotides. Its product is annotated as integrase core domain containing protein family. Gene Ontology annotation, molecular function: nucleic acid binding. The record is from RefSeq and is a predicted model, not a curated record. The annotation marks the transcript as partial. NCBI's taxonomy places the organism in Eukaryota, Parabasalia, Trichomonadida, Trichomonadidae. The transcript has a single exon. Gene Ontology annotation, biological process: DNA integration.
AUGAGCUUGAAAGAAGUAUUCGAACAACAUCCAUGGAGGUCAUUUAAGAAAUUCAAUGAAGCUGCAAAGAGUUGGGGAUUUACUAACAGAGCUGAAGUGAAAAGGUUCUUUGACAAAAAUGUUGUACAUCAAACAAAAAUAAACCCUUACGACUACUUUUUACCAAUUUACUCCAACGCUCCUGACGCAUACCAAUUUGACACUCUCAUUCAAAGCAGAAAAGGAGGACAUAAACCAUUCCUCAUCUUCAUUAAUGUUAACACUCGCAAAGCAUAUGCAUAUCCAAUGAGGAAUAAAGGAACUCGUGAAGUUUUAAGAGUUUUGCAGACGUUCGUGGCAGAACAUCAUCCCACUUCAUUAACAUCAGACCAAGACGGUGCAUACCUCAGUAAUGAAAUCACAGAAUUUCUCAUUAAGCAUAACAUAACUCACUACACUACUGAAGACCAUAACCAUAACAUACUCGGCAUCAUAAACCGCUUCAUAAGAACGCUCAGAGAUUUAAACCAA